This is a messenger RNA of Megalobrama amblycephala (Wuchang bream), 8926 nucleotides long. RefSeq names its product peripheral-type benzodiazepine receptor-associated protein 1. Gene Ontology annotation, biological process: neuromuscular synaptic transmission. Lineage: Eukaryota; Metazoa; Chordata; Actinopteri; Cypriniformes; Xenocyprididae. The coding region runs from base 361 to 7266 and encodes 2301 amino acids. The record is from RefSeq and is a predicted model, not a curated record. Gene Ontology annotation, molecular function: protein binding. The transcript has 35 exons.
GCGAGUGUUGUACUGUCGCCGAGCGUCCAGCAGCGGUCGCUGUGUCCUCAGAGAAUCUCCGAUGUCCAGAGCAGCCGCCGGACACUGAAUCUGAAGCAACUGGUGCUUAAGACGCGACCGAACAACGACAAACAUCGCGCUGACGCGGUUUCGCGAGGAUUAAUGCCAGUUUAAAAGCGUCUUUCAGAGGUUUCCAGUGAAACUAGAGGAAUAUAUGAAGCCCAUCUUGAAGUUUUCAUGCGGAGGAAGUACGCAUGUUGGAUUGUGUGUGCAUGCUGUAUAACAUCAUCAUUUUCAUCCCAGCUGCAUGCUUUCUGUCGGGCAUGAGUUGACUUUUGUGUGGCCUCCACUAACGGCAUCAUGGACGAAAACUGUGAUGACAAUAACCCUCCGAUUCUCUCCUCCAAGAAAGGCUCGACCAGCCACAAACGCAGCUGCUGCAGGUCCAAGCGUGAUUCCGGCCCUGAUCCGCGCUGGGAUGUGGAGCGUCUGCGCGUCACUUUAGAGGUGGAGCGCAGUCGAAACCAGCAGGCUCACCGGCGCUUCUCUCUGGAGCUGCGGAGGCAGCGGGAGGAGGCGCGUGAGGAGCGGGAGCGUGCUCUGAGGGAGCUGACGUACCGACACGAGCAGCAGAAGACACUGGAGCUGCUACGGCAGCGGGAAGCUCUGAGCCGAGAGCGCUCGGCGGAGGUUCGCCGUUUGUUGCGCUGGCGGAGUCGGGAGGGGAAACGUGCGGAGAACUCGAAUCUCAGACAAACGCAAGAAGUUAAGCGUCAACUUGCGGAUGAGAUUGCUGGAAUCGCCAAAACCGGGGUACAAGGUCUCAAACCUGGAUGUAAAGGUAACGGUGCGGCGUAUCGCAAACUCGAGGAGCUGCUGAAGACGCUGCUAGCGCAGGCAGAUGGGCAGCAGGUCGCUUUACUUCAGCGCCUUCAACAGGAAGUGGAUCUAGAGAAGAGCUACUUCCUGUGUCACCUGCUGGAAGCCCACAGCCGACCGUCACAGGAGGGAAAGGAAGAUCGCAAAGGCAAAGGGUGUGUUGUGAAACCCUCCAGGCCGAGGUCAAAGAGUUGCGUGCACCUUCUGAGUGGCGUCAAGGAAGGAGAUCUCGCUCUCUUCCGCUCCUGCUCGCUAUCCCGAAGUGAAUCUUCUCGUCCUAUGAAGAAGAAAAAGAAGCAGGAGAGUGAAACUCCUCCGCUCAGCUCAUCUCCAACAGAGGAAGAGGCGUCUAAAGGAGACCCUCUGGAGCAGGAUUUACCUGAGCCGGGUUCAUCUGAUGAGGGAUCGGAGAAGUGCUCAACAUCCAGAUGUUCAGAGGACAAUAUGGAUGAUUUGAAUGGCAGGGAUUACGGUUUCCUGGUGCGGCAGAACUCGGAGCUGCUGCGGGCGCUGGAGGAGAUGGAGAAAUCCUGCGCCGCUCUCAGAGAGGAGAACAGGAUACUGAGGAAGAGCAGUUCUCCAGAGACGGAGGAGAAGGUGAAGAGGUUGAGGAAGAAGAACACCGAACUCGCCGUCAUCGCCAAGCGUCUGGAGGAGAGAGCGCGAAAACUGCAGGAAGCCAAUCUGAAAGUGGUAAAUACCCCUAUGCCGGUGAAGCCGGGCGCUGUGGAGCAGUAUAAGCGUGCGUUUGCCCGUCAGAGAGCCAGAGACCUGGCGCAGCACGCAGACACACUUCUGUGUAAAGAUAAGCAGAUCGCAGCACUGCAGCAGGAGUGCAGACAGCUAGAGACGCGGCUGGGACAGGGGAAGGGUCCUGUGGGAGUCAGCGAGUUCGAGCGUCUCCUGAAGGAGUCUCAGAAGGAGGUGCUGCGUCUGCAGAGACAGCUGUCUGUCACCUCCAGCAGUGCCAUAGCAGAAAUCCCUUCAGAGAGACAGGACAGGGUUGCAUUUGAAACCCCGCCCACAGUAGUAGAUGAGGCCCCAGUUAAGGGGGAGGAGACUCCUGCAGAGGGGGAGGAGUCCGAAACAAAUGUAAAGCCCGAACAGGGCACAAGCUCCACCCACCAGGAAGAGCAGACCACAGAAGAGCGUCUUCAGUUGCUGGAAAGUGAGUUGGGCAAGAAGAGGAAAGAAUGUGAAGUUCUUGAGCAUGAGGUCCGGAAGAGACAGAAACGAUGUCUCGAUUUGGAGAACCAGCUAGUGGACGAGCGCAGCAGAAAUGAGCACUUAGUGGAGGAGGCAGAACUCCUCAGGAGAAAGGCUCAGCUGCUUGACCAGUCUCAGGCUGAAAAUGAGGAGCUAAAGGAACAGCUCUGUGUUUUGAGCGCACAGCAUAGUUCAGUUUUGGAGGAGAACCAGCGACUCCGUGCAAAGCUGGAGAACCUAGAGCAGGUCCUAAAGCACAUGCGAGAGGUCGCCGAUCGCAGGCAGCAGCUGGAAUUGGAGCAUGAACAGGCACUGGCAAUCCUCAAGUUCAAACAGGAUGAAAUCAAGCGGCUUCAGCGGGCUCAGUUAUUUGCUAAAAGAGAACAUGAAGGUGUCGUGCAAAUGCUGGAGAAUACACUGGACUGCAUGCAGGCAAAAGUUCGGGAGCUGGAGGAGAAAUGCCGCAGUCAGAGCGAACAGUUUGGGAUGCUGUCACAGGAGCUGGAUAAGUUUCGGGUUCAGGCCUCAAAGAUCGACCUGUCGGGCCCCGGCCUGCUGUCGGGCCCCAGUCUGACCCAGCUGACCAAUGGGGUCGGCCUGCCCGGUGAGACUGGCACAAAUGCCUCAUGGGAAGACAUCGCAUUCUGGAGUUUGGAGGGUAAUGAAGCCCUCUUUGAUGCCUCUGAGCCUGAUGUUGCUGCGGUCUUGCGGACGGGCUCCACUCCACAUGCGGCUGAACUGUCACUGUCGCGUCCCGAGCGCUCACCGACCACCAAACACCGAGAGCUGCCCGCCAUCAGCGUGAAGUCCGGCUCCACGUCCAGCCCCACGCCACCCCGAUCCGAGACCACGCACCUCUCCCCUAAAUCCGCUGGCUCUCGCCCGGCCAGUCCCCGAAAGGCCAGCCCUACACAUGAGGUGGACACUGCUAGUGAAGUUGAGGAGCUGGAUAUUGACGUUUCUCCAGCACCGUAUUCGGUCAGUAAAGGAGCGGCUAAACUCCAGGUCUUUAUCGCACGUUACAGCUACAAUCCCUAUGAUGGUCCUAAUGAUAACCCAGAGGUUGAGUUGCCCCUCACAGCGGGAGAGUAUAUUUACGUCUAUGGAGACAUGGAUGAUGACGGCUUCUAUGAGGGCGAGCUUAUGGAUGGUAGAAGAGGCCUUGUUCCCUCCAACUUUGUGGAACGUGUGUCGGACGACGACUUCAUGAGCUCACACCCUCACCAGGCUGGCGAAAUGUCCCAUAAUUCCUUCCAGGAGAGCAGCUUUCACAGCGGCAGUGAGCGGCUGCACCAACACCACUUACGUUUUGCCCACAGCACCUCUGAGAGGACGGAGACCUCCACAACAGCCUCAGCUCCCGGUGACAAUGCCAAAGCCAACCCCGCUAACCCUGCCCUGGCCGUCCCGCUCACCAACGGCUUGGACUUGGAUCUAGAGGAGGUGGGGGUGGACACUGUGCCUUACCCCCGCAAGCUAACGCUAAUCAAGCAGCUAGCCAAGAGUAUCAUCAUUGGCUGGGAGUCUCCGCUAGUCCCGGCCGGCUGGGGUUCAGUGUUUAGCUAUAACGUCUACGUGGACCACGAGUUGCGGCUCAACGUGCCAUUUGGUACCCAAACGAAGGCCGUUUUGGAGAAGUUGGAUUUAGCGCAGAAGGCGUAUCGGAUUGCAGUGCAGAGCCUGACGGAGCGCGGUAACUCGGAUCAGCUGCGAUGCACUAUGCUCGUUGGGCGGGACGUGUGCGUGGCGCCGACUCACCUGCACGCUGAACGUGUAACGGCUACCUCGGCCAGCCUGACCUGGCUACCUAGCAACAGUAACUAUGUGCACAUUGUGUCUUUGAACGACGAAGAGUGCGAGCUGGUAAAGGCGGGAUGCUAUUCACUGUGCCUCAGUAACCUCACACCCAACCUGCAUUACAGCGUUAAAGUGGAGGCCAGGCCGCACCGCACAGCCUGGGAACUACCGCCGGAGUGCCGAGAACGCAAAACCGCAGUGACCUCUUUCACAACCCUGACUGCAGGUCCUCCUGAUGCUCCUCUGGAUGUGCAGUUGGAGCAGGGCCCGUCUCCAGGAAUAGCUCAGAUCAGCUGGCUGCCCGUUACUAUAGAUGCUGCCGGGACGUCCAAUGGUGUGCGAGUCACUGGCUACACCAUCUAUGCUGACAAAAAGAAGGUAUUAGAGGUGUCGUCGCCCACGGCAGGCAGCGCUCUGAUCGGUCCAUCUCAGAUCCAGACGUUACAGGCGGCCCAUGAGCUCACCGUGCGAACCAUGUCUGCUUUUGGCGAGUCGGUGGACUCAUUGCCGGUGAAUGUGCCCGCAAAAUUGCCUGCCAUCAUGUCCGGUGCCUCAUUGCCUCAAUGCCAGUCUGUGCCAGCCGCCGCCAGUGUCCUCACGGCCAGUGCCAAUCUAGACCCUGCUGUCUGUGCCACAUCUCUCUCUGCUGCCAAAAUGCCCAUUCUGCCACACGCUUCUACACUAGACGAACACAUGUCUGGUCCUGUUCGGGGAGUCUAUGUCAAUACGCCCAAAGCAGUCACUCGUGAGGGGCCUCCUUCUCCUGCAUCCUAUGUAGAAGCCUGGGCAAACCCAACAUCAGCUGCACCACUGACAAUUGCCAUGGCAGCACAGGAAGCACUGCCGUUAUGUGCCUCGCGUACUAACUCAACGGUGAGUGUAUCUGCACCCAUGGUUACACCUGCACCUGUGGUCACACCUGUGCCUAUUGCCACACCAAUGUCCAUGGCUGUACCUGCUCCCUUGAACACAGUACCCAUACCGACUCCAGUAUCCAUGACAGUGCCAGAUCCUGUGGUUGUGCUGGCACCUGCCACCAUGCCGGUGCCCAUGUCUGCACCUGUUAGAGUACCUGCAUCAGUGCCAGUGCAGUCCAGUGUGGCCCCUGCUGCGGCGAACCCCAGCAGAGAGACAGACAGCCCAGGAGCCCUCCGUCCCGUUGCCUCCCUCUCCGACUUCCUGGAGGACCCCCGUGCCAAACUUCAUACACCGCCACCAAGCUCCACCUGCCCCAAAGUUAACAUCCCAGGAAAGGACCCUCUUGAUGUCCCGGAUACGCACCCACUGAGGCCUCCCAAUCCAUCGCCUUUUGAGUCAGAGGCCGAGGAGGACAGGGAAAACACCAGGCUUGUGUCCAUUGAGGAGUUCCUGCGGCCUGUACCUCAACCUCGAAUAAAGGUAUAUGCUGGUGGUCUUAUGGACCCUCCCCCAGACUACCAUGGGGAGAGCAGUCGGUCUGAUCUGUCUGACAUACUAGAGGAAGAGGAAGAAGAUCUGUACUCUGAGCCCAUCACUGACAUCCCCUCCAGAGGUUACGGUACAGCUCCUACGGGAAGGCAGUGUGAAUUGUGGGAAACUGACAGUGAUGAAGAAAUUUUGGAGAGGAUUAUAAAGCUCCCCCAUCAGGCCUACCACAACAAACAGCUCUUCAGCAUCCCAGAAGUCACAGAAGAAGAAGACAACACAGAAUCAGAACCCCACACUCGACAUUCCCCUGGCCGGACUUCUUCAGGCAAGGGCAACCAGAGUGGACAUGAUAGUCGCCGACAUUCUCCCCACCGCCACAAUCAUGGACAUAAAACUGAAUCCGAAUCGCCCGCAGUGAGGUACAAAGGGACAGCGCCAGUCAGGACUAGACCCAGAGUGCACUAUGCUGACACAGUGGACACCAUCAACUAUCUGGAUGAGGAGGAGGUGGACUUGGACUCUGACAGUAGCCUGUACACUGGGCCUAGUUCUGGAAGUGUGGGUGUGCGCCACAAACCGCACAAAGGACAUGGCGACCGACUCAGGAGAGAGGCCUUGCUCCGUAGCCAGUUGUCUUCAGAUCUCUCUGGCAUUGUGGCAUCUUCAGGAACAGGGCAGGGAUCGUAUUUAGUUAGCAAGACCGUACACCGCGUGAAGUCACCUACCGGACCCUCAACAGAAAUUGACGUGGAGUAUGGAACCGAUAAUGAUGAGGAGCCUCAUCUGUUUGACCCUGGAGAAGUGGUGUUAGAGCAGAUGAGCUCUGAGUGGUGGGUGGAGGGUGGUAACAAUGAGUACCACAACCUGCCCCUAACAUGCAGACCCCAGCCAGAGCUGCCCACAAGCAACCGCUCAUGGGAGGCAGGUGGAAGAGAAGCAUCGUUGCCAGAUCCAGGUGCAAUGUGGUGCGACGUCACUCAAAAGUCAGCACGCUCUGAAAUUAGACUGCAUAGAGAGCCAAGACCAUCUGGAGAAAAUGAGGUCAGAGUCUUCGUUGCCCUCUUCCCGUAUGAACCUGCAGUCAUGUCACCCAAUCCUGAUGCUGCUGAAGAGGAACUUCCCUUUAAAGAGGGCCAGAUUAUCAAGGUUUAUGGGGAUAAAGAUGCAGAUGGUUUCUACCGAGGUGAGGCGGGUGGUCGUCAUGGCUUUGUCCCGUGUAAUAUGGUUUCAGAGAUCCAGGUUGAUGAUGAGGAGACCAGAGAACAGCUCCUGAUGCAGGGCUUCCUCUCCACAGAGGCGUCUAUGGAAAAGAUAGACGCCCGCUUACAUGCACCGCUUCCACGCCGCACCGCUGCACCGCCGAAACCUAGACGCUCCAAGAAAGUGGAGUCUGCUGCGGUGUGGGAGGACACGUCUGCUAUAGACUCCUCCAGCCAAGACCUGAGCCGCUCCGCCGCCCCGAUGGGAAGCUCGAGACCCCGCAGGAUGGUGGCCAUCUUUGAUUAUGACCCGAGAGAAAGCUCCCCUAAUGCAGACAUAGAGGCUGAGCUGACCUUCAGUGCGGGCGAUAUCAUCUAUGUGUUCGGUGACAUGGACGAUGAUGGCUUCUACUAUGGGGACCUCAAUGGACACAAAGGCCUCGCGCCUUCCAACUUCCUGCAAGCUUUUCCGGAGACGGAAGAGGACUCCGGACGCACGGAGCACACAGUGACAGAGAGCCGCAGGGAUUCACAGGUGAGCCAGACAGAAUCUUCCGAGCAUCUCGAUCCCGUGAGCUCCUCUCAGCCAGAACCGGAUCCACCAGCUCAGCCGGAACCGAACCCUGAGCCGGACCCCGAGCAGAAACCGACCCAGAGCUCCUCUCCACCGGCGACCCCUCCGUUCCCCGACGCCUCUCUGCCCGAGAAAAAGAAGAAAGGUUUCUUCUCCAAGGGCAGGAAGCUCUUCAGAAAGCUGGGCUCCAGCAAGAAGGAGUAGCGCAGCGAGCUGAGCGUUGUAAAGUCACGGCAUGUGAGCAUAACACCACACACACACUCUCUCUUGACUUUAUAUUACAAUGUAACAUGCUAGUGAAGUUUGUUUGAAAUGCUAGCAUUUGUUUUUAUGUAACUGUCUUGUGGUCUUACAGGGCUCGUGUGAAAUCAUUUCUCAGGUCGAACUGCUCAUCAGUUUUGCGUCUUAAGUCAGCUCGUGCUCAUCUUAGGCGAGACUGUCCAAACCACACAGUUGAUCUUCUUGCCAAAAACCACAGCAACUAACAACCAAUCACAGAACGCCAGCCGUUUAGAGGGGCGGAGCUAGAGGCGAAACGACCUCACAGACAGGAAGUAGGUGAAGGUUUCAAACAUUCUCAAUGCUCGCACCAAAUACACUGCAAAAUAUUUGUCUCGUUUUCCUGUACAAAUAUCGAAACGUACUUUAAUCGAGAUAUAGUUACUGGAGAAGAAAAAUGACUGAAGAUGUUAAAUCUUGUUUUCUAAAAAUGUAUUAAAAUGAAGCAAAAUAAUCUUGUUUUCCCUUAUUUUUCGUACCGCAUUGACAGAGAUUUUACAUUUAUUGGAAAACUAGUCUUAGUAUUUGAAGCCGUUUAGCUUAAGAAAGUGUAUCUUAAAUAUUUGUACUGGAAAACAAGACAAAAACACUUUUGCAGUGUAGGCAGAAAGCAUUGUUUUUAGCAUUACUUCAUGCUACUUUGAUUGUACUGAAUUAUUAUAAUGCAUUAAACAAGCAUCUUAUGGGUAGUGAUGCACUGUACAGCCCCUUGAUAUAAACUUUAGUCAGGUGACUUUCCCCUCGCUGCACUAUACUCCAGACGCAUGCUGUGAUUCCUGCCACGGCGACGCUGAGGAACGCACAGAUCUUAACGUAAUCGUUGCUACUGCAAGUAGGCGUAUCCUAGGCCAUAAUAAAACUAGCCUUAUAAGACCUCGUUUAGUCUUAACUUCAAGUUUACUACAGCUGUGUUUGUAAUGACUGCAUGCAUGAUGGUUUUCCAUCUAUACUCGGCCUUAUUUAUUCUAUUUAUGUGUCGUAGUAGUUGCACGUACCUUGCGUUCGUUCGUUUUGCAGUACGCGGAGGAGGCCACGUUUGCAAAAACAUCCAGACGUUCUUAAAUCAAGAUGCAAUUACUUAAGAAGCAAAAUGACUGAAGAUAUUAAGUCUUGUCAAAAUUGAUUAGCCAAUAAGAGCAGAAAAAUAAAGAGAAAACAAGAUUUUGAUACAUUUUUCAAGUCAUUUUGCUUCUCAAGUAAAUGCAUCUUGAUUUAAAAAUGUUUAUUUGCGCUGAAAAGCAAGAUUUUUUGUUGCAGUGCAGUGUUGAGGUCGGUGUGUUUUUGUGAUUUGAGGUAUGAUAUUUUCAUACACUGAGAAAGAGACUCUAUUCUAGUUCUUUAGCAGGAGGAGGGGGUUUUUUGUACAUUUUUCUAAUGCGUUUUUUUUUUUUUUUUUUUGGAAACUCAACUGUAAAUAUUGCUUCUUUUGGUAAAGUAUUUUUUGAGUUUCUUUUGUGCAUGCCGAAACAAUGUUUUUGGACAGUCACAUGGGCAUCUUGCUUUAUGGGACGUCGUAGUGAUUUACUUGAAUGACUUGUUGCAAUAUGGACUUUUUACAGAAAUAAAGUAUAUUUUCACAUAAAAA